Anthostomella pinea is the source of this 843-nucleotide messenger RNA. Lineage: Eukaryota; Fungi; Ascomycota; Sordariomycetes; Xylariales; Xylariaceae. The record is from the annotation of a GenBank genome assembly.
AUGGCCGCAACUGCGAUUGAAGACUGGCUGGACCUGGAUCAGACUAACGUACCACCACACCGCUGCAAACGGGUCAUCAAGGAAUGGCGAGACGGUGAUGAGGCUUAUGUGAAGUGUCGCGCUGAUGAUGGAACUACACAGACUCACAGACUUGUCGCCAUGUCGUCCCUUUCUCGUCGAGCAUGCUACAAGUGUGGCAACGUUGGCCACUAUGCUGAGGUCUGCUCCUCUGCUGAGCGUCUCUGCUACAACUGCAAGCAGCCAGGCCACGAGUCCAACCAGUGCCCUCUUCCUCGUACCACUGAGGCUAAGCAGUGCUACCACUGCCAGGGACUGGGACACGUCCAAGCUGACUGCCCUACCCUUCGUCUGAGCGGCGGCGGUGGUAACGGACGGUGCUAUAACUGUGGACAGCCCGGCCACCUUGCCCGAUCUUGCCCUAACCCGGCUGCUGCUGGUAUGGGCCGUGGAGCACCUGUCGGCCGUGGUGGAUACGGAGGCGGCGGCUUCGGAAGAGGUGGCUUCGCUGGAGGCCCUCGGCCUGCUACUUGCUACAAGUGCGGUGGCCCGAACCACUUUGCUCGAGACUGCCAGGCCCAGGCUAUGAAGUGUUACGCUUGCGGAAAGCUCGGUCACAUAUCGCGAGACUGCACCGCUCCCAACGGCGGCCCUCUCAAUACUGCUGGCAAGACCUGCUACCAGUGCGGUGAGGCUGGUCACAUCUCCCGGGAUUGCCCCCAGAAGGCGGCUCCCAGCGUCGAGAUCCCUGCUGAGGUCGAGCUGCCAGCUGCCGCAGCUAUCGCCCCUAUCGCCCCUAUCGCCUCUAUCCCCCCUGUCGCAUAA